AUGGCGCUUCUCAUUUCACUUGAAGAAUCGCGUCGAAGCUCGACAGAUAGCGUCAAGAGCGUUCAAAGAAAGCGACGGCUAGAGAUCUUGCAAGAUUAUGUGUCGACCCACAAAAAGAGGAAGUCGGAUGGCAAACUGGCGUUUUCCGAAUACGACUGGACUACAGUAUCGGAUGCAUUCGGCGUGAAAUCUGGGUUUGGUGCCGACAUAUUCGAUCCACCCAACGCAGACGUGCCAUCUGACACGCUUGAUGAAGUCAUGCGCAAUCUGAAACUUCUCCGUAAAGCGAUGGGACGACCUAGCGCUGGAGUGGCGGCAAAAAGAAGAUAUUUCAUUGGAGCAGUUAUCUUUAGCUGCGCUGUUUUUGUAAGCGAUGAAAUAGCUGUAGACAUUGAGAGCUCGUUAGUUGGCAAGGAAAUUCCAGCAAAUGGUAACGUGGAAUUUCUUGUCAGGAUUGGAAAUUUCGUGAUCUGCAUCGUCGAGGCAAAGAAAUCCGAUUUUGACCAAGGGCGCGCUCAGAAUUACGUCGAGUGCGAAGUGGCUUACGAGUUGAACGGUGGGAGGCAAUCCAUUGUGUAUGGUAUCGUAUCAAAUUUUGUAGACUGGGUAUUCGUUCGUUUGACGGACGAAGACGUGAAAGAAGCAGAAUAUUCCGUUAUCUUUGACAAGGAAGGCUAUCCUGGCCGUGCUCUACGAAGGCAUUUUAUGGAAGGAUACAGCUUCAAGCCAUCUGACGAUACGAUCAGUGCAUCUGUCAAGACCAGCAAUUGGAUAUUGCUCAAUUUGAUAAUGAUAAUAAAA
Messenger RNA from Paraglomus brasilianum, 801 nucleotides. NCBI's taxonomy places the organism in Eukaryota, Fungi, Glomeromycota, Glomeromycetes, Paraglomerales, Paraglomeraceae. The record is from the annotation of a GenBank genome assembly.